UAGGAUGCUUGGUGGAUUUUCGCAGGAGGAGAGCACUGUUUGACCUUAGUUUCGCCUUAAUGGUCGUAACUAGCUAGUUGUUUGUGUAGUUCCAGUUGAAGAUUAACUCGGUGACUUAAAUAAAUAUUUUUUUGUCGAAACGGAGGACGCACAGGACGUAACAACCGGCAAAAUGAGCAAAGUACAAGGGGGCAUGAAAUGUGUCAAAUAUCUUCUUUUCGUCUUCAAUUUCAUAUUCUGGCUCUCGGGUUCGCUGGUGUUGGCAGUGGGGUUGUGGCUGAGGUUUGAUCCCAGUACAACCUCAUUCUUGAAUGAAGAUGGAGUUCCAGCCUUUUUUAUAGCCGUGUAUAUUCUGAUUGGAGUGGGAGGCAUUAUGAUGUUGGUGGGCUUCUUUGGCUGCUGUGGAGCUGUGAGGGAAUCGCAGUGUCUUUUGGGAUCGUUCUUUGCCUGUCUUUUGGUAAUUUUUGGUGCAGAAGCUGCUGCAGGAGUUUUUGGCUUCUUGAACAAAGAUAAGAUUAUUACUGAGAUCACUAUCAACAAAGUAGCUGACAACAGCAGCACCACAUACCAGGACAUUCUUAAGUGCUGCUGGAAUAGAAAUAACCCUUCAUUGUGUCCUAAUGCUGACUCUGAGCCCAAGGACUGUACUAAAGCUAUCCAUGACUUGUUCAAUGAAAAACUCUUAAUCAUUGGAUAUGUGGGUAUCGGUAUUGCAGGACUUAUGAUAAUUGGCAUGAUCUUCAGUAUGGUUCUAUGCUGUGCUAUUCGGAACAACCGGGAAGUAAUUUAGGUGGUAAAGGGCUCUCUUCAAGAAAGACUGUCUUGACCUCACUGAGACAACAAAUCUGGUUUUGAGAAUGAUGAAAGCUCAAAUCAGGCAGUGUGUUGUAAGAUAUCGUUUCAAAGUUCUAAUUUUAUUGGUUUGUUUAAUAAUAUUCAUUGUGUGGACUGUGCCACCAAUUCAUGAAUUGUCAAUGUAAUCAUAUUAAUAACUUUUGACCUUAUUUUUUGUAUUUUAUUUAUCUGGAAGAUUUGUACAAUUACAUGUUUAUGGGUAGUAUAAGAAUUACUAAGUACAAAAUCUCUUAGCAUUGGCAAACUUCCAUUGAUACUCUUCUCUUCUCACCUUUCUAUGCAGUUUGCUGCUGGAUUGGUACUGUAAAUACUGUAUGUAAAAAAACAAGCAAACUACUGAAUCCUUUCUCCUCAGCUGCUUGUAAUAUUCAUUACAUAAAUCUAGCCUGUCUGCUGUUGUAAUUGGUUGAGUUUAGAUGAUGAAUCAUGCUCUGUAAACAAGCUGUUUGCAUGUGAAUUAUGGUCAUCCCUGUUGGAAAGCACAAGCUGAUGUAUCAUGACACCAUAGUUCUAAAAUGAAGGCAGCUAUAAUAUUUGAUAGCGUUACAAAAUUGCACCUCCUUACACUGACACACAGGCCAUCGGUUACUUGUAGUAGUCUGUGAAUAUUUUAACUGUUAAUCCUUUUGCUUAAGGACUUCAACUUAGUUAAGACUAUUGCCUGCAAACACCCUUUGCAGGUUCGAGUGCCAUCUUCAUUAUUUUGAAGCUAAAAAUUGCUUUGUCAUCCGUGUGCAACUACAUAUUCUUUGCAUAUCACUGAUACUAAACUGUCAAAAUAAGGAGUGCCAGGUUUGAAUGCUCAAAGUGAUAUGGCUAUCAUAAGGUUUCAAAGCUCUCCUAAGAUCACUGCUUGUUACUCCUUACUCAAGUCACAUGAACACAACUGUGUAUCGACUGCCUCUCUGGACAUUUGUGCAGACUUAAACAGCACAAGCCUUUUGAUAUGGCUCUCCUGCCUAGAUAUGCUGUAAACUGUAAUCAUAAAGAUACAUAACUGUGUAUUUUGCAAGUUUGAGAUGCCUCCUAAAUCAAAAUUUAGUUAUUUAGGUCAUAUUCAAAUGGUUGCCGGAUGCUUAAAAGAAUCCAGUUGUAAUUUCAGUUUUGUAACAAUAUCUAAAUAUAAGCUGCUUUAAAAAGGCAUACACUGGUCCUCCUCAAAUAGUGACUACAAACUGGAAUUGUGAAGAAAAAUAACUUGUUUAAAAUCUUUAAUUCAAA
Messenger RNA from Electrophorus electricus (electric eel), 2076 nucleotides. It is a transcript of the gene tspan2a, whose product is annotated as tetraspanin 2a. Gene Ontology annotation, cellular component: plasma membrane. NCBI's taxonomy places the organism in Eukaryota, Metazoa, Chordata, Actinopteri, Gymnotiformes, Gymnotidae. The record is from RefSeq and is a predicted model, not a curated record.